Molecule: messenger RNA, 5256 nt
Organism: Fundulus heteroclitus (mummichog)
Lineage: Eukaryota; Metazoa; Chordata; Actinopteri; Cyprinodontiformes; Fundulidae
Product: thrombospondin-1
Exons: 22
Coding region: 189-3704 (1171 amino acids)
Biological process (GO): cell adhesion; negative regulation of angiogenesis
Cellular component (GO): extracellular region
Molecular function (GO): protein binding; calcium ion binding
Source: RefSeq, a predicted model, not a curated record
CAGGUCAGUAGGAUCAGUGGAGGCACCGGGACAAAAAGACCUUCCAACUAUCCAAUUAAACUGUUCUAAGAGCCGCGAAGAGGAGGAACGGGAUAUAAUAUAUUUUGAAGCAAGGAUUUUUCCCCCUUUUAUUCUUUGUAAUAUUUCUGACAACUUUCUAUUGAAAGGAGCUUUGUUAAGAUUUCAAGAUGAUGCUGUGUGGCAUCCUUUUUCUACUGUCGCUCUGGAGUUGUGAGGGUGCCAGAUUGGCAGAGAGUCGUGAUGAUAACAGUGUGUAUGACCUAUUUGAGCUGGCCAGAGUGAGCAAAAGACAUAACGGAGUGAGUCUGGUCAAAGGCGUAGAUCCUUACAGCCCUGCGUACAAGGUCCUGAACGCAGACCUGAUCCCCCCAGUCCCCGACGCCUCCUUCAGGGACCUCCUUGACUCCAUCCAGGCUGAGCGAGGCUUCCUCCUCCUGCUCAACCUGAAGCAGUUCAAGAAAAGCCAAGGCACUCUGCUGAGCGUUGAGAAGACAGACGGAUCCGGAUCCAUCUUCGAGAUCAUUUCCAACGGGAAGGAGAACACCCUUGACCUGCUCUACUCCACAGAGAAAAAGAAGCAGGAGGUUUCCAUCGAGGACCCCGGCUUGGCCAACGGGCACUGGAGGAACCUCACGCUGUUCCUCCAGGAUGACAGGGCUCAGCUUUUUGUGGGGUGUGAAGAGAUCAAUGUGGCAGAGCUGGAUGUGCCCAUCCAGACUUUGCUGUCAAGAGAAGUGGCAGACAGAGCCAGACUGAGGAUUGGAAAAGGUGCAUCACACAGAUUUAUGGGGGUGCUUCAGAAUGUUCAUUUUGUCUUUGGAACUACUCUGGAUGCCAUACUGACCAACAAGGGGUGUAAAAGUGGAGCUGCCUUAACACAAGUCAUGACCCUGGACAACCCAGUCAACGGAUCCAGCCCUGCAAUUAGGACAGAUUACACUGGCCACAAAUCCAAAGAUCUGCAGACUGUCUGCGGUUUCUCGUGUGAUGACAUUGCCAGCAUGUUUAAGGAGCUCAGGGGGCUCAACGUGAUCGUUAAGCAGCUGUCGAACGAACUCCAAAAAGUGUCUAUAGAUAGCCAGCAAUGGAAAGCUCUGCUGCACUCUCACAAUGGAGUCUGCAUCCAUAACGGCAUUGCGCACAAUGACAAAGAUGAAUGGACGGUGGACGGCUGCACAGAGUGCACCUGUCAGAACUCUGCAACCGUGUGUCGCAAAAUCUCCUGUCCUCUCAUCCCCUGUGCUAAUGCCACUGUGCCUGAAGGAGAAUGCUGCCCUCGCUGUGGAACGCCAAGUGACUAUGCAGAGGAUGGGUGGUCAGCCUGGUCUGACUGGACCCAUUGUUCUGUGACUUGUGGCCGUGGCAUCCAGCAGCGUGGACGCUCCUGUGACCGCAUCAACAGCAAGUGUGAGGGCACCUCUGUCCAGACCCGUGAUUGCUACCCGCAGGAAUGCGACAAGCGCUUUAAACAGGAUGGAGGCUGGAGCCACUGGUCACCCUGGUCUUCGUGCUCUGUGACCUGCGGUGAAGGGGUCAUGACACAGAUCCGCCUCUGCAACUCCCCCACGCCGCAGAUGGGCGGCAGAGACUGCCAGGGAGAAGGACGUCACACCAAAGUCUGCCAAAAGUCUCCCUGCCCCAUUAAUGGAGGAUGGGGACCUUGGUCACCAUGGGAUACCUGCUCUGCAACAUGUGGUGGAGGAAUCCAAACAAGAAAACAUAUCUGCAAUGACCCUGAGCCCAAAUAUGGUGGAAAGGAUUGCGUGGGUGAUGCUACCAUGGUUCAAGUCUGCAACAAACAGGACUGCCCCAUUGAUGGUUGUCUUUCCAACCCAUGCUUUCCUGGGACAAAGUGCACCAGUUUCCCUGACGGUUCAUUUGAGUGUGGCAAGUGCCCUCUUGGCUAUACUGGUGAUGGGAUAACCUGCACGGACAUUGAUGAAUGCAAAGAGGUCCCAGAUGCUUGCCAUACUCAUAACGGCAUCCAUCGUUGUGAGAACACUGAGCCAGGGUACAACUGCCUGCCCUGCCCUGCGCGUUUCUCUGGUCCCCAACCUUUCGGAAGAGGUGUGGAACAGGCAAUUGCCAAAAAACAGGUUUGCGCUCCCCGCAACCCUUGCAAGGACGGUAGCCACAACUGCCAUAAAAAUGCAAACUGCAUAUAUUUGGGCGUCUACUCCGAGUCAAUGUUCCGCUGUGAAUGCAAGCCAGGAUAUGCUGGGAAUGGGCGGAUUUGUGGAGAGGACACUGACCUGGAUGGAUGGCCUAACACUAAUCUGCCAUGUGUGGAGAACGCUACUUAUCACUGCAAAAAGGAUAACUGCCCCAACCUUCCCAACUCUGGCCAGGAAGACCAUGACAAAGAUGGCCUUGGGGAUGAAUGUGACCAUGAUGAUGACAAUGAUGGAAUCCCCGAUGAUAGGGAUAACUGUCCAAGAGUGUACAACCCUGCCCAGUAUGAUGCAGACAGAGAUGAGGUAGGCGACCGCUGUGACAACUGCGUGUUUGAGGCUAAUACUGACCAAACAGACACGGACAACAAUGGAGAGGGUGAUGCCUGUGCUGUCGACAUUGAUGGAGACGGCAUUCUGAAUGAGAAUGACAACUGCCCAUAUGUGUACAACGUGGACCAGAGAGACACAGACAGGGAUGGUGUUGGAGAUCACUGUGAUAACUGCCCUCUCGAGCACAACCCAGACCAGAUCGACUCUGAUUCAGAUCGUAUUGGAGACAAAUGCGACAACAACCAGGACAUUGAUGAGGAUGGCCACCAGAAUAACUUGGAUAAUUGCCCUUACAUCCCCAAUGCCAACCAGGCAGACCACGACAAAGAUGGCAAAGGCGAUGCUUGCGACCAUGAUGAUGACAAUGACGGCAUUCCUGAUGAUAAAGACAAUUGUCGACUGGCCUUUAACCCCGACCAACUUGACUCUGAUGGCGAUGGCCGUGGAGAUAUUUGCAAGGAUGAUUUUGACCAAGACAAUAUCCUGGACAUCCAUGAUGUGUGCCCUGAGAACUUUGCCAUCAGUGAAACGGACUUCCGCAGAUUCCAAAUGGUUCCCUUGGAUCCCAAAGGCACCUCACAGAUCGACCCCAACUGGGUGGUGAGGCAUCAAGGCAAGGAGCUGGUGCAGACUGUCAAUUGUGACCCUGGCAUUGCAGUUGGUUUUGAUGAGUUCAGUGCCGUGGAUUUCAGUGGAACGUUCUUCAUCAACACCGACAGAGAUGAUGACUAUGCCGGGUUUGUGUUCGGCUACCAGUCCAGCUCCCGCUUCUACACAGUGAUGUGGAAACAGAUCACGCAGACGUACUGGUCCCACACGCCCACUAGAGCUCAAGGCUACUCUGGCUUGUCUAUCAAAGUCGUGAACUCCACCACAGGACCUGGCGAACACCUCAGAAAUGCUCUUUGGCACACUGGAGAUACCCCAGGACAGGUCCGCACUCUGUGGCACGACCCCAAGAACAUUGGCUGGAAGGAUUUUACCGCCUAUAGAUGGCACCUAACCCACAGACCCAAGACAGGACUUAUUAGAGUGGUCAUGUAUGAAGGCAAGAGAAUCAUGGCUGAUUCUGGAAACAUUUUUGACAAGACAUAUGCUGGUGGCCGGCUAGGCUUGUACGUCUUCUCUCAGGAGAUGGUUUACUUCUCAGAUCUCAAAUAUGAAUGUAGAGAUACAUAAUUGCACCCUGGAGACUUCUGGAAGAAUGUAUCAGCGCAGGCCUACAUCAGUUUCUGUUUCAUUUAUUUGUCCUCUGAGAAAUGCACAUUGGAGGUAUGUUGAGCAAAGGAGCAAACGGGGGGAAAGGGACCUCAGGAGUCGAAGCCAAAUAAAAACGAAAAGUUAACUCUGCACAAGACUCAAAUUACGAGUGCAGCUCUGCUAAGAAGAAAUCGGCUCUCUCUCAGUCUGUCUGCGCUGAUCUGCAUCAGAGGAGGGCCACAUUUUAUUGCUUUGCACACCUGAACUGUUAUUCCUCCAUGGAUGAGGGAGCAAAGGGAAGAGAGUAGUUGUUUUGUUUGUUUGUUUUUUACAUUUUUUAUACUAAUUUUGAGCAUUAACAUACAUCUGCUGUGGACAGAAUGAUACACUACUCAGCCUGAAGAAAGCAGUAAAAGACAUUUUUAAGGAUAGGGUAAAAGAGAAAGAAAAUGAUCCCCUGUGAAGGAACUGUUGAGGGAGUGUGGAAAGUAAGGAAUGAAUGUUAGUAUUAAUGAGAGUGAAUGUUGUUUUUGUUUUGUUUUUUGUGCAUGUGUGACACACAAAAAAAAAGAAAGGCGAUGAAGACAAUUAAAUCAGAAUUUAAUUUAAAUUUGUCUGGUGACCCUCUCCCACCAGUAGUUAAUAAUAACGCCUGGUCUGUUGCAAAGAUGUAGGGCUGGCUCAAGAAAUACUUUUCUCAGGAAAGAAAGACUGCGAGCAGGAGAGCUUGAAACACGAAUGAUCAGAAAACCUUGUCUUAACAUCUCUAUCACAAUGAAGGCCAGUCUAAUUUCUUUUGAUUUAUUUUAUGUUUUCAUCAUAGAGGUUUUAAUUCUAGCUUUUCUCUGCAUCUUGCUCUCAUUAAAUAUUAUAAGAAACCUUUUAUGGUUAACAUCCUCUAAAUAUACGUUGUUACUUCUAAUUAUGGGGAGUAAAACACAAAAGUAUCUUGGUUUCUGCACAGUGUGCAUGAUGGCGUGCCUGAGUUGGAGUGUUUUGACAAAGGGGAAAAGAGGAAACCUUUUAUGUACAAAUAUUACCUCAUCUUUUUUGUAUUAAGGCCAGCAAUACACAAGAAUCCCUUAUUUCAGUAACAGAGUUUAAAUUUCUUGGUUUAAUUUUUUAAAGCAAGACUUUGGUCUCAUUCAUAUGCUGUAUAUAAGAUAUUUUUGUAGUACAAGAAACAGGAAAGGAUAAAAGAGAUGUUUUGAAUAUGUUUUGCAAAAUGUAUUUCUUGUGCGGUUUGAUAAAUUAUUGUUUGUUUUAUGUCAUUUGUGUAGAUAUAUGCUAUUUAAAUAAUUUAUCUUUAAGUGUAAACUCCUAUGGAAGCGUUUCUAUCUGUAUAAAUGUUUUUGCACAGACAUGAGGAUGUCUUUGUUAUCUUGAUUUUUGUAUGUCUCUUUAAUUAUUAGUGAAGCUUUUCCAUAAACAUUUGUACUAUAGUUUCUAUUCAAAGUGCUGUUUAUACUCCUGAGUUUAUGUUUUCUUUGUAUUGUCAAGUGAAUAAUAAACCCUUCAGAAGAAAAUCAAA